CUGGACGCGGAGCUCGAACGAAAGCUCCUGGACGCGUUCGCGCCCGAGGUCCACGAGGCGGGCGACGUCGUCGUCUGGCAGGGCGACUGGGGCGACGCGUACUACGCCGUCGAGAGCGGCGCCGUGGAGAUUCUCGUGGACGGGUCGCGGCCGGACCGCAUGGCGCCGAUCACGUCCGGCGGCGGCUUCGGGGAGCUCGCGCUCGCGCUCGGCACGCGGCGCGCGGCGACGGCGCGGUGCGUCGUCCGGGCCAAGGUCUGGAGCCUCACGCGGUCCCGGUACCGGUCCACGCUCGGCGCCGCGGCCCACGCCUCGCGCAAGGGCCGCGUGGAAUUCCUGCGGUCCGUCGAGCUCUUCAAGAUCCUCAGCGACACGGCCCUCGAGAAGCUCGCGGGCGCGUUGACCGAAAAAGUCUACGCGGGCGGCGCGGUCCUCAUCAAGGAGGGCGAGGUCGGCGACGCUUUUUACGUCGUCAACGUCGGCGUCGUCGAGGUGACGACGAAGGCCGGAGUCGGGGUCGUCGACGACAAGGGCGCGCUCGUCGCGGAGCUCGGCGAGGGCGCGUACUUCGGCGAGACGGCCAUCCUCAAGGACACGCCGCGGAACGCGGACGUCGUCGCUUUGGAGCCCUGCGGUUUAUUGAAGCUGACGCGCGACGACUUCGUGAAGCUCCUGGGCCCGCUCGAGGACGCGCUG
This is a messenger RNA of Aureococcus anophagefferens, 696 nucleotides long. RefSeq lists its product as hypothetical. The annotation marks the transcript as partial. Lineage: Eukaryota; Pelagophyceae; Pelagomonadales; Pelagomonadaceae. The transcript has 2 exons. The record is from RefSeq and is a predicted model, not a curated record.